This is a messenger RNA of Cucurbita pepo subsp. pepo (vegetable marrow), 2170 nucleotides long. RefSeq lists its product as uncharacterized. Gene Ontology annotation, molecular function: protein binding. The record is from RefSeq and is a predicted model, not a curated record. NCBI's taxonomy places the organism in Eukaryota, Viridiplantae, Streptophyta, Magnoliopsida, Cucurbitales, Cucurbitaceae.
UGGUCUUCUCCGCGUGACCGUCGCAUUUUCUCUUUCAACCGUCGAGUUUCUUUCGGACUUUCUCUCUCUACUCCGAAGCUUUCUUUUCUGGCUAUCUCUUCUUCGUUGAUUGUGUUUUUGAUUCCGCCAGCAGACCCUUUCUUUUCUGUAAUUGUUUCUGUCAGAGGCCCUUUCGAUUUUCCCUUUUCCUUUCCCACCAAGCAACCCGUCUAUCUCUUUCUCUCAUGUUCUCUCCUUCUCCCCCUUCUUUCACAGCUUUCUAGGGUUCAUUCCCCAUCAAUUUCUCCGUCGUAAAUGCCUCCGAUCACCGCCGGAACCCCCAUUCCGCCGCCGUCUACCUCCUCUUCACAACCCCUUCUCGACCUCAUCAUUCAGAUUGUUUCGCUUCUGCUUCUUUCUUCUCUCAAUGUCCGGUCAUUCGUUGGGCGAUGGCAGGUUCUUCAUUCCAAGCUCUCCACUCUCCACUCUGCUCUUCUCGAAGUCUCCGAUUCGCCUCACUGGUCGGAGAAUCCCCUUGUUCAUACUAUUCUCCCAUCGCUACUCUCCACGCUUCAGCGGCUCAAAUCCUUGUCCGAUCAAUGCUCCGACUCGGCCUUCUCCGGUGGGAAGCUUCAUAUGCAGAGUGAUUUGGAUAUGGCCUCUGCUUCUCUCUCUAGUCAACUCAACGACCUCGAUUUGUUGCUUAGAUCUGGGGUUCUUUACCAGUCCAACGCGCUAGUACUGUCUCAGCCGGUUCCUGGUUCGAAUAAAGACGAUACGGAGUUUUUCAUUAGGGAUCUCUUCACGCGGUUGCAAAUCGGAGGGGUGGAGUUUAAGAAGAAGGCUCUGGAGUCUCUGGUUCAGCUUCUGAAUCAGGAUGAGAAGUCUGCGGGGUUGGUUGCCAAAGAGGGAAACGUUGGGUAUUUGAUUCAUUUGCUUGAUUUCAGCUCUCAGCCCUCUGUGCGAGAGCUUGCGGCUUCUGCGGUUUCAGUUCUCUCAACGGCGAGCGAUGAAUCGAGGAAAAGAGUGUUCGAAGAAGGAGGAUUAGGGCCUCUGUUGAGGAUUCUUGAAACAGGAUCGAUGCAUCUUAAGGAAAAAGCCGCCGCCGCCGUCGAAUCCAUCACCAUCGAUACUGAAAACGCUUGGGCCGUUUCCGCUUACGGAGGCUUAUCGGUCUUAAUCGAAGCCUGCCGAUCGGGCACUCCACAGCUGCAGGCUACGGCAGUCGGUGCGAUUAGAAAUGUCACGGCGGUGGAAGAUAUCAAAACAUCUCUCGUCGAGGAAGGGGCGAUUCCAGUAUUAUUACAGUUGCUUGUUUCGAGCCCGACGGACACGCAGGAGAAGGCAGCAAUGUCCAUAGCAGUAUUAGCCUCCUCCGGUGAGUAUUUCCGAUCACGGAUAAUCCAAGAACGAGGAUUACAAAAAUUAUUACAAUUGAUCCACGAUUCACCAAGUUUCAACACGAUUGAAAACCCAUUACGAGCCCUAAGUUCGCUCGCGGUUUCCGAUCCAAUCGCCCGGAUUCUAUCAUCUUCAACAUUGUUCAUAAUGAAACUGGGCGAAUUGGUAAAGCACGGAAGUUUAGUGCUGCAGCAAAUCGCCGCCUCUCUGGUCGCCAAUUUAUCAAUUAGCGAUGGGAACAAGAGAGCCAUCGGGAGUUGUAUGGGUUCCUUAGUGAAGCUAAUGGAGAUGCCAAAGCCGGCCGGAGUUCAGGAAGCGGCAGUGGGAGCCCUAGCAUCUCUUUUGACCGUCCGAUCAAAUCGGAAAGAGUUAAUGAGGGACGAGAAGAGCGUGAUGAGAUUGAUGCAAAUGCUCGAUCCGAAAAACGAGGUCAUCUCCAAGACAUUCCCGUUAGCCAUCGUCACGGCGGUGCUCUCCGGCGGAAGCAACGGCUGCCGGAGGAGACUUCUAGAAGCCGGAGCUCACCAGCACCUCCAGAAUCUCGCCGACAUGAACGUCGCCGGAGCUAAAAAGGCCCUGCAGCGGCUCACCGGCAAUCGGCUGAGAAACAUCUUCAGCAGAAGCUGGAGGGAAUAAACGCAAAAGAAACUAACCGCCGCCGUCAAAGGGAUUUGGAGGAUUUCGUUUGGAAUUUUCUAACUGCUGAAGUUGAAGGGUUACGACGACAACAACAACAACAUAUGACCAAACCCAACAGCUAUUUUCACCUCGUAUUAUAAUGUCUUUUUUU